Sphaerodactylus townsendi is the source of this 4028-nucleotide messenger RNA. It is a transcript of the gene THOP1, whose product is annotated as thimet oligopeptidase 1. Gene Ontology annotation, molecular function: metalloendopeptidase activity. Gene Ontology annotation, cellular component: mitochondrial intermembrane space. The transcript has 13 exons. Lineage: Eukaryota; Metazoa; Chordata; Lepidosauria; Squamata; Sphaerodactylidae. The coding region runs from base 72 to 2129 and encodes 685 amino acids. The record is from RefSeq and is a predicted model, not a curated record. Gene Ontology annotation, biological process: peptide metabolic process; proteolysis.
CUUCGCCUCCUCCAAGCUCCAUGUGAGUGGCUGCCAGCAGCAACAGCAGCAGCCGCAAAAGAGAGCAGAGCAUGGCUCCCCCCACAGGCAGCGUCAUGGAUGGCCAGUCUCCUCGUUCUGUCGCCAACCGCCUCCGGUGGGACCUGACGGCCGAUCAGAUUGAAAGGGCGACAGUGGAGCUCAUCGAGAAGACCAAGCAGGUGUACGAUACGGUGGGCGCUUUGCCACAGAGCGAAGUCUCCUAUGAAAACACCCUAAAGGCUUUGGCGAAUGUGGAGGUGGAAUAUACAGUUCAGAGAAACAUGCUGGACUUCCCUCAGCACGUCUCUCCGUGCAAAGACAUCCGCACAGCGAGCACUGAGGCUGAUAAGAAGCUGUCAGAAUUUGAUGUGGAGAUGAGCAUGAGACAAGAUGUCUAUCAAAGGAUUAUCUGGCUCCAGGAAAAGGCGGAAAGUGCAUCUCUGAGGCAAGAAACAAAGAGAUACCUGGAGCGGCUGAUAAAGUUGGGCAGAAGGAGCGGGCUUCAUCUUCCAGAGGAGACUCAGGAGAAAAUCAAGGCCAUUAAGAAGAAGCUGAGUGUGCUUUGCAUUGACUUCAACAAAAACCUCAACGAGGACACAACCUUCUUGCCGUUCACAAAGGAAGAGUUAGGAGGGCUCCCAGAGGACUUUUUAAACGCCCUGGAGAAAACUGAAGAUGGGAGGCUGAAGGUGACCUUGAAGUACCCCCAUUAUUUUCCUCUUAUGAAGAAGUGCCAUGUGCCAGAGAUCAGGAGAAAGAUGGAGGAGAUGUUCCAGCUCCAGACAUCACAGGAGAAUUGCCUGAUCCUGAAGGAACUGGUGGAUUUACGGGCUCAGAAAUCUGCUCUCCUGGGGUUCAAGACGCAUACUGACUUUGUACUGGAAAUGAACAUGGCUAAGAAUUACAAGACAGUCAUGAACUUCCUAGACGAGCUGGCCGUGAAGCUGAAGCCUCUCGGGGAGAAGGAGCGGGCCACGAUCCUGGACCUGAAGCAGAAGGAGUGUGAGAAGCGGGGCCUCCCGUUUGACGGCCGCAUCAACGCCUGGGAUAUGCGGUACUACAUGAACCAAGUAGAGGAGACCCAAUACAACGUGGACCAGAACCUGCUGAAGGAGUACUUCCCCAUGCAGGUGGUGACGGCCGGCCUGCUAGAGAUCUAUCAGGAGCUUCUCGGUCUCACCUUCCACUUGGAGGAGAACACCCCCGCGUGGCAUGAAGAUGUCCGGCUCUACACGGUCAAAGAUGUCGCCUCUAGAGAGACCAUUGGCAAGUUCUACCUGGACCUUUAUCCACGCGAGGGGAAGUACGGCCACGCAGCCUGCUUCGGGCUGCAGCCUGGCUGCCUGCUGGCCGAUUCAAGCCGCCAGAUAUCCGUGGCUGCCAUGGUAGCCAACUUCACCAAGCCGACGCCAGAUGCUCCUUCUCUGCUGCAGCAUGAUGAGGUGGAGACAUAUUUCCAUGAAUUCGGACACGUUAUGCACCAGCUGUGUUCACAGGCUGACUUCGCUAUGUUCAGUGGGACCCACGUCGAGAGGGACUUUGUGGAGGCUCCGUCUCAGAUGCUGGAGAACUGGGUGUGGGAAAAGGAGCCCCUGAUGCGCAUGUCCAAGCACUACAAGACGGGCAGCCCCAUCCCCGACGAGCUCCUGCAGAAGCUCAUGAAGUCUCGCCAGGCCAACACAGGGCUCUUCAAUUUGCGGCAGAUUGUUCUGGCUCGAGUGGACCAGGCCUUGCACACGCAAACGAAAGCCGACCCUGUAAAGGAGUAUGCCCAACUAUGCGAUGAGAUACUGGGUGUUCCAGCAACACCAGGUACAAACAUGCCAGCCACGUUUGGCCACUUGGCCGGAGGCUACGACGCCCAAUACUACGGCUACCUCUGGAGCGAGGUGUACUCCAUGGACAUGUUCUACACACGCUUCAAGCAGGAGGGGAUCAUGAACUGUAAGGUGGGCACGGACUACCGGAACUUCAUCCUCCGCCCGGGUGGCUCGGUGGAUGCCUGGGACAUGUUACGGAAGUUCCUGGGCAGAGAUCCGAACCAGGACGCCUUCCUGGUCAGCAAGGGCCUACACGUGGAGCCCCACAUGCUCCCUUCAGCAUGCUGAGUGGGCCCUCUCUCCUCCCCUGAUCUGAGUAAACCUCUCCCAUGUCAUUCUCUGUGUGCUCGGAGGUAGCUGCUCUCACAUCGCCUGAGGUUAAUGGUUGGGAAAGUAUUUUGUAAAAAUAAUGGGAAGCAUCAUAUGCUGACAAGAGGGCUGCUUCGUCUUGGUGGCGGGGCCCAGCCGUGUGGUACAAACUGCUUUCUAGAUCUCUUGCCCCCAUCUCUCUUCACUCCCCCAAAUCCCAAGCUUGGUGGAAAGCUAGAUAUGAUGUCUGUAUAUUGUUUUUUUCUUGACACGGGGAAUGGUGCAUAUUUGUUUUUAAAAAGCAAUAAUAUCAAAUAUUAUCUAUGAUCGUUUUCAUACAUGCUUCACUAGUUUCUUACAAAUUAAGCUAUCUUCUCAGACCUGCAUAAUUCAUAUUUUUCCUCUGGUAGCCCCACGUGGCGAGGUAGAAUCUGUAAUCUUGAAACAUCUGGCUACUCUUAAUUUGGAUCCCUGGGAUUUUCUACUUCUGCUGCAAAUUGAUCCUAGCCUAGAUUCAUCAUGGACCCAGUUCUCACUUUUGCAAAGUUAAAACAAUAGGCUUAGUAAGAUGUUAGCUCUGCUCGGGAUGCCGUUGUAAGUUUUAGAAUAUAGCUGGUGUUUUCCUGUCAACUUCAAAAAGUGCAGGAGUGUUGGCAAAGAGACAGACUUCACUGUCUGCACCCACUGGAACUGUCAACCACCUUUCCCUCUCCUUGCAAUAUCAAAGCCUCAUUUUUGCCUUAUCAGCAGCUUGGCUUAGUUCUUCUUGCCCUCAAGGUCAGGACAGAAGACCUUUGGCAACCCCAGGCUGGUCAAGUGUGUUUCAUUUAUUUAUUUGAUCAGAUUGUGCAAGGCAUUGUGCAUUACGCCGUUUUGCAGCGUUUCUGGUUUGCCUUCUAAAUUUCCUCGCUUGUAGUACAGUGUUUGAUGGUCGGAUUGAUUAGCCUUCCUCUGUUAUCUUCAAAAAAGAAGAAAGUCAAACUGUGGGAUAAGGCAGUCCCAAUGGCUUAAACCUUUCAAAUUCCAGAUUUUUUGAUGGCGCCAGAGUUUACAAACAGACCUGGAUUUAGAUAGUUAGAUAUUCAAGUGACAAGUCAGGGGGCCUCAACUUAACUCUGCUUUUCUGCUCUGGAAAGCCAGCUUUGUGUUUGUCUGUUUGUCCUGGAAUGGUUCUCUUUCUUCCCACUUCCACAUGCUCAGGGAUCAGGGGUUAUUUCCCCAUAAGUUCCGGAUCUAGGUUGCUUUGGCAGCCGUUUGCCAUGCUCCCAUUCCUCUGCCCAACCCCAUAAGGGAGGCUAGCAUCAGAAAGGGGCGGUUGGUCAGCAGAUGCAAAUUGACUUUAUACAGCACCUUUCGAUAGUGCAGCAGUUAGCCAGGAGGAAUGCUUUCUGUCUUUGAACUUUUUCCUGUGGCUUACCUUUGGAUCUUUGUAGUGGGACAGAGCAAAUUAAAAGUAAAACAUGCAGGGGAAAAUCCACACUGAUCCAUAUCAAGAAGGGACUCUCUCCCCAUCGGUGAGAUGUCCUCUGUGCUUAAACUGCGGUUGACACAAGUACGAAGCUAAGCUUUGAGCUGCCUUUUGGAUGCAAACCCCUCCUUUAGGAAUUUCUGGCAGGACAGCGGCCAUAAACACUACCGAUCUAUUGUAGGGAUUAUGGUGGAAAACUCAAGCAGGUGCUGGUUCUGAGCAGUCACUUUACUACAAAAUUCUCACCCUCAUUUCUUCCUAAUCUAAAACAGAUUGUGGGUUGGAAGUUCCGAGCACAGCCUUCUGUUUUGCAAACGGGUCACCCAUGUACGCGCUGCUCCCCUUCUUAUUACAAGGACUGGAUUUUUGAUUUGAUGACGGAUACUACCAAUAAAGUUUCUAAAGUUGAA